GGAAGACGAACUCUGUCCAUUGAAUUCCUCUGUUAUCGUCAGGUGCAUUCCAUAUUUGCAUAUCGAUUUGAUCUCUUGCAUUAUAAAAGCCAGCGAAACAGGGGAAAGCAGAGGUGAAACAGAGCAUGAUGAGGCCAAAACGAGUCCUUGUUGCUACCUUCUUCUUGUCCCUUGUCGUUUUCGUUUCGACGGCUGCCGGUGGCGGCGACGGCGAAGAAGGAAGCUGGCAGUGGAAGGUGCUGCAAACGAGCAUCGGCGUGUCGGCCAUGCACAUGCAGCUUCUCCGCAACGACCGCGUCAUCGUCUUCGACCGCACCGACUUCGGCCGCUCCAAUCUCUCCCUUCCCGGCGGCCGCUGCCGCGACGACCCCAAAGAGAAGGCCCUCAAGCACGACUGCACCGCCCAUUCGGUCGAGUACGACGUCGCCGCCAACACCUUCCGCCCACUCACCGUGCUCACCGAUACCUGGUGCUCCUCCGGCUCCCUUGCUCCCGACGGCGCCCUCCUCCAGACCGGCGGCUACAAUGAUGGCGAGCGCGUCGCCCGCACCUUCCGCCCCUGCGACGACGGUACGUGUGACUGGGAGGAGUCCCCCGACGCCCUCUCCGUCAGGCGAUGGUAUGCUUCGAACCAAGCUCUCCCCGACGGCCGAACCGUCAUUGUCGGCGGUCGCAGACAGUUUAACUACGAGUUUUUCCCCAAGAAGAGCAGCUCUGACUCCGCCGCCAUUUCCUUCCGCUUCCUAGCCGAGACCAAGGACGCCGUCGAGGACAAUCUCUACCCCUUUGUCCACCUCAACAUCGACGGUAACCUUUUUGUAUUCGCCAACAACCGCGCUGUCCUGCUCGACUACGUCAAGAAUAGGGUGGUCCGAACGUAUCCGCCAAUGCCCGGCGGUGAGCCGAGGAACUACCCAAGCACCGGUUCGUCGGUGCUUCUUCCGCUCGCACCGGCGCCAAUGGAGGCGGAGGUGCUCGUGUGCGGCGGCGCUCCGCCGGGCGCGUACUUGGAUGCUAAGACUAACCGGACCUAUCGUCGGGCGCUCGACACGUGCGGGCGAAUCAAGAUCACGGACCCGGCAGCGCAGUGGGACAUGGAGACGAUGCCGGGGCCCAGGGUCAUGGGCGACAUGGUGUUGCUUCCCUCCGGCGAGGUGCUCUUAGUCAAUGGGGCGGCAUCCGGCACGGCGGGGUGGGAGCUCGGUCAGAACCCGGUGAUGGCUCCGGUAGUGUACCGUCCAGCGGCUUCAGCCGGGGCGAGAUUCGAGGAGCAGAGCGAGGCGUCCAGGCCGCGGCUCUACCACUCCACCGCCGUGCUCCUCCGCGACGGCCGCGUGCUCAUCGGUGGGAGCAACCCACACGAGGGCUACAACUUCUCCGGCGUCCAGUUCCCCACCGAUCUCAGCCUGGAUGCCUUCUCCCCGUCCUACUUGAGCUUCAAAAACGCCGCAUUGCGGCCGCGGAUCACAGUUCCGGCACCUCCGAUGCAGCUGAGCUACGGCGAGCGAUUCACGAUGGAGUACGAGGUGGGGACAGCGGUCGAAGGGGGCGUGAGAGUGACAAUGGUGGCGCCAGCGUUUGCGACACACUCGUUCUCAAUGAACCAGAGGCUUCUCUUCCUGGAGGCGACGGAGCAGGAAUCCGGCGACGGCCGCCGGCGUUUUGAAGCGGUGGCUCCGGCGUCGGGAAUUUUGGCACCCCCGGGAUAUUAUAUGGUAUUCAUUGUGAAUGGUGGGGUCCCUAGCGUAGGAAUCUGGACCCACAUUGGGUGAAUUGAGACCUAAUUUUAGUUUUCUUUCUUGGACCAAUUAACAAGAAAUUAAAACAAUAAAUACAGUUAA
Messenger RNA from Zingiber officinale, 1841 nucleotides. Its product is annotated as aldehyde oxidase GLOX-like. Lineage: Eukaryota; Viridiplantae; Streptophyta; Magnoliopsida; Zingiberales; Zingiberaceae. The transcript has a single exon. The coding region runs from base 126 to 1772 and encodes 548 amino acids. The record is from RefSeq and is a predicted model, not a curated record.